AUGGUAGCCGGGACUUACGUCCCGUAUUUCUUCAUUCAAAGCUAUGCAUUGGAUCUUUCCAUCAACGAAAGCAUGACAUUCAAUGUCGUUAGCAUCAUGAAUGCAGCCACAUUCUUCGGUCGCUUUCCAUACAAUUACCUUGCAGAUAUCUACGGUGGUAUCGCAGUCCUCGUUCCAUGCUGUUUCGCCACAUCAAUCAUCCUUUUCUGCUGGCGCUUCGUGCACGACCUCGGCGGUCUCAUCGCUAUCAGCGCCACUUUUUGUUUCGUCACUGGCGGUUUGGUCUCGUUGCCGGCAGUGACCAUAGCAAAUCUCACACAGGACAAGUCGGAAUACGGAACGCGAAUGGGUAUGGGGUAUACAAUCGCCUCUGUAGGGGCGUUGCUCGGAAACCCGAUCGCGGGGCUCGCGCGUGAUAGUGGCAGCCUUGAUGUGCUGGAGCGCUGGCAGGGUGCUUGGUUUGUUGCGGCAGGAGCUUUACUCAUUGCGACUGCUCUUAUGGUUUGGGCGCGGGUAUUGCGAGCGGGCAUAGAUUUGACGGUCAAGAUCUAA
Didymosphaeria variabile is the source of this 552-nucleotide messenger RNA. RefSeq lists its product as uncharacterized. The transcript is spliced from 2 exons. The coding region runs from base 1 to 552 and encodes 183 amino acids. Gene Ontology annotation, molecular function: transmembrane transporter activity. Gene Ontology annotation, cellular component: fungal-type vacuole membrane. The record is from RefSeq and is a predicted model, not a curated record. Gene Ontology annotation, biological process: transmembrane transport. NCBI's taxonomy places the organism in Eukaryota, Fungi, Ascomycota, Dothideomycetes, Pleosporales, Didymosphaeriaceae.